AGCGUGAGAAUAUGAUAAGUUAAAAUUUUUUUCACGGAGUUGUUGAUCUGUGAAUCGCCAUUAGUGUUCUUUGGCGCAUGCGUAUGGUAGAUAUUAUAUGUGAAAUGAGAAUUUACGCAAUUGUUUGCUGAGACUAUCUACGUUUUUUUCUUUUUUUCGUUCGUCAGUUACUAUUAUAAAAGUUUUCAGUUGGAGGUUUAAUAAUUUCCUGUUAGCCUAGAGGAAUGUCAUCUGGUAGAACAUCUGGUGCAAAUACUACUCCGCUAGGACGCCCGAAUCCAGCAAUGCUUGGAUCGAAAUCUACAAGUAUGUUAAAACCCAGUUAUAUGUCGCCUUCCGGCGGGAAAAGAGAUCGUGAAGAUGAUUAUGAUUACCAAUCUUCAAAAUGGCCACCAGAAGAAUCUUGGUCCUCAGAGCAGGCAGAAAAGGAGAGGGAGCGGAAAAGGAAAAGGAGAUCUCGUUGGGGUGGAGAUGAGAAAGAAAAGGUGUUCAUUCCUGGUUUGCCGACAGUAUUACCAAACAACCUGAAUCCCCAACAAGAGAGAGCAUAUUUAUUGCAACUGCAGAUUGAGGAAAUAAGUAGACGUCUUCGUACCGGUGAUCUUGGCAUCCCUCCUAAUCCUGAAGAAAGGUCUCCUUCUCCUGAACCAAUAUAUAACAGUGAAGGAAAGCGUCUGAACACAAGAGAGUAUCGUACACGCAAGAAAUUGGAAGAUGACCGUCACAGUUUAAUACAAGAAAUGUAUAGUUGUAAUCCUGAAUAUAAACCUCCUCCUGAUUAUAAGCCUCCUCUUGUAAAAGUGUGUGAAAAGGUUAUGAUUCCUCAAGAAGAACAUCCUGAUAUCAACUUUGUCGGUCUACUUAUAGGUCCACGUGGAAAUACUCUAAAAUCAAUGGAGAAAGAAACAGGAGCAAAAAUUAUCAUUCGGGGGAAAGGUUCAGUGAAAGAAGGUAAAGUAGGACGUAAAGAUGGACAACCUCUUCCUGGGGAAGAUGAACCUUUGCAUGCUUUUGUCACGGGUAAUAGCAAUGAAAGUGUGAAGAAGGCUGUAAAUAAGAUAAAGGAAAUCAUUCGACAAGGUGUAGAAGUUCCAGAAGGGCAGAAUGAUUUAAGAAGAAUGCAACUGCGAGAGUUAGCUCUGCUGAAUGGGACUUUGCGAGAAAAUGAUGGACCUCGUUGCACAAAUUGUGGAGCUACUACUCACAGAAGUUGGCAGUGCCCUGACAAACCAAAUGUUACAAAUAAUGUUAUUUGUACAAAUUGUGGUUCUGCCGGUCAUAUUGCUAAAGAUUGUCGUGAACAAAAAAAUCCAACUGGAGUGAUGGGAGCUCCAGAUAAAGCAAAAAUUGAUGAAGAGUAUAUGUCAUUAAUGGCAGAACUUGGGGAAGGCCCGCCUGUUCCUAACAAGAUGGGCUCUGUGGGAUCAAGCACUCCAUCUUCAGUAACACCACUGCAAGCACCACCAGGGCCACCUCGUGCAAUUAUGGCUCCACCACCAUCAAUAUCAACAACACAAUUCCAAGCCACAAGUACUCAAUCAUUGUUUAACAAUGCACAAAAUAAAACAACAUUUGUGCGAGCUACUGCACCCUCUACUACGGUGAUGCAGACUUCUAUGUUUGUUCCACCACCUGUUAUGUCUCAAAUGCCUCCGCCGCCCCCACCUGUAUCUUCAACUAUAACUCAGCUGAUGCCACCAUGGACGCAGCCACCCUUUCAAGCUCCUACAUCUAUCCAGCAAAGUGUUUUAACUACACAGCAGCCUGUCUUCUCACAGGGAACUACUCCAGUUGUGGGAAUGCUUGCUCCUCCCCCUCCACCACCCAGUCUGCCAUCAGUAUCACAGCCAGCUUCAAUCUCUACAACUAAUUGGAUUACUCCACCAACUAUUACGCAAGCUGCUCCAUGGCCAAUGCCUCCACAGGUUCUUGCUACUGGGCCAAUGCCUGUGCCCCCUCCUCCAGGAAUUGCACCUAUUCCUCCUCCACCUCCAGCUAUGACUACCAUGUAUCCUUGGGCUGGGUUUAUGGGAGUUCCACCACCACCUCCAAUUCAAACUUCUCUUCAGACUCCUACGAUUCAAACUACUCUUCAGACUCCUACAAUUCAAACUUCUCUUCAGACCCUUGCUGCUCAACCACCUCCACCACCACCACCAGCAAGCUCUGUGCCUUCAACUGGUACUACAUCCUCAACAACUCAAAAUGUUCAGUUGUCAACUCUAGCUCUUCCAUCUCUUCUGACGGCUCCUCCGCCUCCACCACCAAGUUAAAAAAAAAACAUCGUUGGUUCAAAGCAUGCAUGUUAUAACUUGCCUCAAGACCACUUUCAUAUAUAUUAUAGAAUUUGCUUCUAUAUGGUGAUGUAAACCAGUUUGUCAGCAUUUUCGAAUCAUCUCAGCACAUUUUUUCUUGAAUAAAUUCUUAUUCCUAGAAUG
Messenger RNA from Stegodyphus dumicola, 2438 nucleotides. RefSeq names its product splicing factor 1-like. The record is from RefSeq and is a predicted model, not a curated record. Gene Ontology annotation, molecular function: mRNA binding; zinc ion binding. Gene Ontology annotation, biological process: regulation of mRNA splicing, via spliceosome. Lineage: Eukaryota; Metazoa; Arthropoda; Arachnida; Araneae; Eresidae. Gene Ontology annotation, cellular component: nucleus.